This is a messenger RNA of Lactuca virosa, 1365 nucleotides long. Lineage: Eukaryota; Viridiplantae; Streptophyta; Magnoliopsida; Asterales; Asteraceae. The record is from the annotation of a GenBank genome assembly.
AUGUCAACUGAUGAGAAUAUCGAGAUAUGGAAGAUGAAGAAGCUAAUAAAGGGACUUGAAUCUGCGAGAGGCAACGGAAGCAGCAUGAUUUCUCUGAUAAUCCCUCCACGUGAUCAAAUUUCACGAGUCACAAAGAUGCUUGCUGAUGAAUUGGGAACUGCUUCCAAAAUUAAGAGCAGGGUGAAUCGUCAGUCUGUCUUAAGUGCUAUAACAUCUGCCCAACAGAGGCUCAAGCUCUACAACAAGGUACCUCCAAAUGGACUUGUUCUAUACACUGGAACAAUACUAACAAAUGAUGGAAAAGAGAAAAAGGUUACAAUCGACUUUGAACCUUUCAGACCAAUAAACGUAUCUCUUUACCUGUGUGAUAACAAGUUCCACACAGAAUCUCUUAACCAAAUGUUGGAAUCUGAUGACACGUUUGGCUUCAUUGUUAUGGAUGGAAAAGGCACCCUGUUUGGGAUAGUAAGGGGCGAUAGUAGGGAGGUUCUACACAAAUUUCCUGUUGAUUUGCCAAAGAAACAUGGAAGAGGAGGGCAAUCAGCUUUGAGAUUUGAUCGUAUUCGUAUGGAGAAACGUCACAACUAUUUAAGGAAAACAGCAGAGCUUGCAACAAAGUUUUAUAUCAAUCCUGCAACUAAUCAGCCUAAUGUUUCUGGACUUAUACUUGCUGGAUGCGCUGAUUUCAAGAAUGACCUUGGUCAAUCUGAUAUGUUUGACCCACGUCUUCAGGCGAAAAUCUUGGAUGUGGUUGAUGUCUCUUAUGGGGGUGAAGAUGGUUUCAAUCAGUCUAUUAAGUUGUCUUAUGAGAUUCUUGCAAAUGUGAAGUUCAUACAGGAGAAGCAUUUAAUUGGGAAGUAUUUUGAGGAGAUAAAGCAAGAUAGCGGGAAGUAUGUCGUGGGUGCUUAUGACACUUUGGAAGCUUUAGAAAUGGGUGCUGUCAAAACACUCAUUGUUUUGGAAAAUCCGGAGAUUAAUCGGUAUGUUCUUAGAAACGGUGUUUCGGGUGAAAUUAUUAUAAAACAUUUAAACAAGGAACAGGACACUGAUGAAAGUAAUUUUCGGGAUUCGGUCAGCAAUGUUGAACUUGAAGUUGAGGAAAAGAUGUCUCUUCUUGAGUGGUUUGCUAAUGAGUACAAAAGAUUUGGAUGCAAGCUUGAGUUUGUCACAAAUAGAACCCAUGAGGGAUUUAACUUUUGUAGAGGCCUUGGUGGGAUUGGUGGCAUUCUUUGUUACCUGAUUGAUAUUCACCCAUUUGAUGAGUUGUCUGAUGAUGGAGAAAAUAAUGAUAUUGAAAUUUCUGAUGAUGAGGAAAGUUAUGAUACUGAGAAUCAUGAUGAAGGGGUGAAUUAUGAUGCUGAAUAG